This is a messenger RNA of Rhipicephalus microplus (southern cattle tick), 5658 nucleotides long. RefSeq names its product transcription factor YY2-like. Gene Ontology annotation, molecular function: RNA polymerase II cis-regulatory region sequence-specific DNA binding; DNA-binding transcription factor activity, RNA polymerase II-specific. Lineage: Eukaryota; Metazoa; Arthropoda; Arachnida; Ixodida; Ixodidae. The record is from RefSeq and is a predicted model, not a curated record. Gene Ontology annotation, cellular component: PcG protein complex; chromatin; transcription regulator complex. Gene Ontology annotation, biological process: regulation of transcription by RNA polymerase II.
AUGGGCAAGAUGGCGUCCUCGGAUGUGGUUACCGAGGUUGAGAUUCAGCCCGAAAUUCAGGAGGUGGAAAUCGAGGCGAUUCCCGUGGAGUUGCCCGUCGAAACGGUGGUGACGACAGUCGAAGCGGUCGAAGGUCAACCCAUGAUCGCGUUGCAGCCGCUGCCAGAGCCCGGAAGGGAAGAGAUCAUCCUGCAAACCCAGGAGGAGAUCGUCGGAAGCAUAGACGCCGAUCACGAAGCGCUCGCGGGAUACGACAACAUCCCGGUGCCGACGCCCGAAGUGCUCAUCGAGACUAGUCCCAGCACGUCGGGCAAACGUGGCAGGAAAGGCAAGCGCGGCGGCAAGGGACGCAGCUUCGGCGGCGAACUGACGUUUGAGACGGACCGCAGUACGCGCAAGUGGGAACAGAAACAGGUGCAGAUCAAGACGCUCGAAGGGGAAUUCUCGGUCACCAUGUGGGCCUCGGGCACGGAGGACGCUGCAGAGGAGUCGACACCCGAGCCAGACCCCGAUUACACAGAGUACAUGACUGGAAAGAAGAUAGCACCAGGCGGCAUUCCCGGCGUGGACCUGAGUGACCCCAAGCAGCUGGCAGAGUUUGCGAAUUCCACACCGGACAAUGGCAUGAAGCAGUGGUGGGAGCAAGUGCAGUGCACCAGUGUCUACUCCCCCGACAAAAGCAAGAGUGGCGCCGGCCAGAGGAUGAAGGCCAGGAAGCAGAGCGACGAUGUAGCAAGGACGAUAGCAUGUCCACACAAAGGCUGCACCAAGAUGUUCCGAGACAACUCUGCCAUGCGGAAGCACUUGCACACGCACGGGCCCCGGGUCCACGUGUGCGCCGAGUGUGGCAAGGCCUUCGUCGAAAGCUCCAAGCUCAAACGGCACCAACUGGUCCACACGGGGGAAAAGCCCUUCCAGUGCACAUUUGAAGGAUGUGGCAAGCGGUUCUCUCUGGACUUUAACCUGCGGACACACGUGCGCAUACACACGGGUGACCGGCCGUACGUCUGCCCUUUCGACGGCUGCAACAAGAAGUUUGCGCAGUCCACAAACCUCAAGUCACACAUUCUCACCCAUGCCAAGGCCAAAAACGGCACGGGACAGAGGCUGUCGGAUGUUGAGUCGCAGAAGGUCACGUUCACCUUUGACCAGGAUUAAACACACACAAACGAAACAUGUACACAGACAAGAGAAAAGAGGAACGUAAUGUUCCUUUCUUUUUAUGUUGUUUAUUAUUAUUUUUUUUACAAGGAAGGCGGGCAGCAAAGUAGCACAGAGCCACCGUGGCUAGUUUAGUCUCAGCCAUUCCAAGUUAAAGAGAAAAGAACCCAACUUGAUUCUGCUGUGUGUGCCCAUGCCUGCAGCUAUUGUUGUUAAGUCAGGUGUUGCAUGUUGUCUUGUUUGUAUGUUUUUUGUAUUUGAUUGUAAUUCUUUUUUGACAGCUUUGGAAGCGUGCGCAAGAGUGUGAUUUGUGUGAAACAUAUGGAAUUUCACCUGUUUUUGCUUGUUUCAUAAAGCAGGGUGUCAUUUUUCAUCAGUCAGCCUUUUCUUGUUUUCUUUUCAACUUGCAUAUUUUUUUUUUGUUACCUUGCUGCUGCUGCUUUGCCUUAAACAGCAGCUGGUAGACUUUCAUUCAUAUCUUCUAGAAUGCAGUAGGAUGACCUUGCGGGGCAUCAUAGUACCAUGCUGUUGGUAGAUAUAGAAGGCCGUUCUGAAUACAGUUGCCGACCGAUUUUUCGGACCUGGCGGAGACCGAAAAAAAGUUUGAAAAACUGAACACUCCGAAAAAUUUGUUUUUGUCAGAAAUAUGAACUUUAUUGCAUCAAACAGGCUUAAAAAAAGUCCAUGAUUCUGCCUUGCCUCACACUAUGCUUGGAAGCAAUUUGGUUCACCCAUAUUUGCGCCAAGGUGACAUCGUCACCGUAAAUGCUCGACAAAAGUGGCAGCGCGAUGGUGAUCUCCGCUGCCGACAGCUGCGGGCGGUCAUCGUCGACAUCAUCCGAACCAAUCUCCGGCUGCGGCACAACGUGGCGAAUAAUUUCUUCGUGUGUGGGCUCCGCACACGAAAUUCUCAUCGUCCGCAAGAGCGAAGUCUUUAAAUAGAGAAUUAUAGAAUAACGUUUGCAGGCGCUGCGGGCGUUAAGGGAACUUAACGCUGCGGGCGUUAAGUUCUAGUAUAGCGUUUGCUCCUCCUAGGGAAAGGUCUAGAAACAUUCACUCCGAUCGCAAACUCAAAUGCACGGAAGCUACACACAACACUUCGCGGGCUUUGCGAGGCGGAAUCGCCGCACGCUAUUUCGGAUUUUCUGCGGACAGGGUGCGAACGGCGACUCGCGUUACGACACAUGCGCAGUGGCAGCGACUGCACCGCCAAGAGCUGACAGUGCGCUAUUCUAGAACUCCCUAAUGUCAUUGUGGCAGGCACAUUCACUCCACAACUGCGCAGAUCCGCUUCUUCCCUGUACUGUGUGAUGACAGUGCUGACCACUACGGCUGACUGAAGACGAGAAAAUGGUCCCGUGCCGCGUUUUCUAAAGCAGACAUGGCCUCCGAAACUUGAAAUAUGAUGUUUGCUUUCCAAUCUUGGAGGCAGGAAAGCCAUUUUAAAAUUAAGCCACUAAGCUUAGUCAAGCCGGCAGAAAAUCCAACAUGGCGGCGUCCAUACAGGUUUAUGGCACGGCUCAAAACAAGCGAUAUAGUCUGAAAAAUCCAACUUUAUGUGGCGAAUUCGUACAAAAAACGGUUGAAAAAAUGCACUAGCCCUAUGGGAACCCUGACAGUGCACUUUUAAAGUCCGAAAUAUCCAACAAGUCUGAAUUUUUGAGGUCCGAAAAAUCGGUCGGCGACUGUAUGUAACAUCGCAAUUAUUGUUCGGUUUGUGGCUGGUGCCAUGUAGCUUCAAUCAUUGUGCAGCUGCUGAGUUAACUGUUCUAGUGGUGGCGCAGUCGUGCGUACUGGGAACAGACACACGGAGUGCAUGCAACUUCAGGAGGAAGCCCAUGCUUUGUGUACCUGGAUUAAAAAUCCAGGGAGUUGACGUCUUGUAUGCAGCUUGAAUAAGAAUACGGAAACGUUAGUGUGGGGCCUUUUUUAUUUGAUUUGUGCAUCCGUUUGUCGAACUGCGCUUAGCGCCGCUAUUGUGUUCAGAAACCCUCGGUGUGUGCACUUUUAAAAGUGGUCAGACUUUUACAAACCACGCAAGCCAUUGCCAGGAAAACAGUGUUGUAGGUUUUAUCAACACUGGGUUGCAUCUGUUGCUUAUUUAUGUGGAUGUUGUUGGCAUCAAAUGCACCGUGAAAGGCUUGAGCCAAGAUGAUGAUAUAAAGAAAGAAAAUGCAAGGUUAUGUUGUCAUGUGCGCAAGCUAUGCUGUUGGGUCGUGGCGCGGCAUUCUAGUUCGCAAGAGGUGCUGGCACAGGUUUAAAAAAGCAUUUUGUUUAAUGCUCAGAGAUAUUGUCUUGGCAGUCAGUAAGUCUGCUUUGCCCCGGCUCCACCUGUGAAAGAUGUUUCUGCGAAAUGUUUGCUGCUCGCCUUUCUCUCGCGCCUCGGCAUGUGCUCGCUACGCUUACAUAUAUUUUGUUCCAUGUGAAUAUAGAAAGUGUGCUGCUUCCUGACGUGUGUUGGCUCACUCGCCAGUCGUCGGUCAUAUUUAGCGCAUCUCACUGUACAUAGUACUCAUGGUUUUUGACACCGGUAGUUUGCAGUACCCCUGCCCGCUCUGCCAUUUCGUUUGUCGUCCACUGUAGGGGACGGUAGCGUUUAUAAUUCUUCUUCUAUAGGCGUGAGACAGUCCUUUGAGACAUCGCUUUUCUUUGUUGCUCCUGUAGUCGAUUAUCAGAUUUCGUUUGUCCCCAGCCUCUCUUAUUUUACAAAAUCGAGACGCGCACCUUACUCAACAUUGUCACCAACACCUUCAGCGACGAGGGUUGCACUGGCUGCGGCCAUUGCCAAGAGGGCUGCAAUGUUUGGGCGCACAGUACAGUCAGCGUUGUCACGCCAAGGUGUACAGGGAGCUCGCGCGUGAUUGUUCAAGAAAGCUUUGUGAAUCGAGAUGUGCAUGUUGAAUCGUCCAAGAUGGCUCUUCACGGGCGGUCGGCGAGCCGGGUUUGCAUUGUCGCCGGCAUUGUCGACUUUUGUAGCAGAGAGGGGAAUAUUUUCAGACGGCUUCGUUCGCCGGAGAAGCGUGUACAUAAUCGUGUAAACAAUUCCUGAAUGGGCAUUGACAGUGUCUAUCUAUACAGGUGGUGAAAUAUCGCCAGUUUUUUGAAGAAUGCAUGUUCUUGCUUUUGCUUCGGUUGAUUGUUUUUUAAGUCUUUUUUUGCUCCGGUGGAUCUAGAAUUCACCUAUCGUAGAAAAACGUUUCAAAUUUUGUGUUUCACAGCCGAGACCUCACCACUGGAAUAUCUGUACGAAAUGGCCAUAAAUAUAUGUCCAUAAAUAACUUUACGCAUAUAUAUUGCACAAAAAUUUUUUCCACUUGAAUGACCAACAUGUACCCAGCAAGGCAAAUUGGAGUUUGCUUUUGUAAAAUCGCUCUCGUUUUGAGUGGUAAAUUUGGCAAAUAGCAAUAGCGAGCAUUGGUUCAAUCUGGUGCGCUGUUUCGUCCAAUCAUCGAAAUGCCUGGGCAUCCCGGUGUGCAUCACUGCAGUUUGUCGAGGCGGCAAGAAGACGUAACCCCCCUUUCUUUACUGUAGUUGCCUUAACCCAUGUUGACAGCGAAUAGUGUUGUCACAAUGUCACUGGAAUGGAAUUGUGAGUACCAAAUCAGGUGUGCAUUAUUUCUCUUAUGAAUUCGUUAAUAAAUGGCAGCCUGUCACAGUUUUAGUACUAAAGUUCAAAUAAUCAUUUCACUGAAUGCUGUGCUUCGAGAUUUGCUGUUGGAUUUGCAUUGAACUGCUUAUGAAUCAUAUUCCUGCAAAAUGUACCCAGGGCUGCUGUUUUGUAGUGGUGCUGUUUUUGAUGCCAUUGCAUACUGGUCAGAGGGUGUUAUCACGUUAUCAGCAUCACCAGCCAUCAGCAAGUGGCAAGUUGUAAAACCUGCACAGAAUUCAGCCAAAAGAAUUGUUGCAAAAUAGCAGCCCAGUAAUAUGCUGCCCUUGUAGCCUCACAGGGCUUUCUCUUCAGCAUUUGAAUAUUUAACAUUUAGCUACUUUAUCUAGUGCACAUUUGGGUUGAGGCAAAACAAGAUGUUUAGGGAGGCUUGCUGUGCGACAACUGUCAUGUAAAUAAAUACAUUGUUUUGUGUCCAGUGCUGGGUCUCUCUUCUUGCCUGUGUAUUUUGCUUUUUUCACGUAGCAAAUUGCUUUUUUGUUGAUGAGUAGGUGUAUAUUGUGGGAAAUUCAGAUACGAGAGCCUUUGUAUUGAGCUUGAGAGAAAAAAAAAGUGUAUUAUUGGAUAUAUGUACAUACCAUGCACGUGUAGUCAUAGUAAAACUCAUCACACAUUUUGUUUCCCUUCGAUUUCCUUGUCUAUUUCUACUGACUGCACACUGCUCGUUAGCAGGGUGUCUGAUGCUGUGCUAUUUUCUCGUUCGGCGCGUUCCGGAACUUUCUUUAGUUUGGUGUGUGUGUGUGUGAAGAGGCACGUUUGUCUUUUUCUGUACAGAUUGCUUUGUGCAACAGUAAGUAAUGAGGAUAAUAAAAAACGACUUUCUAUUGUGA